Messenger RNA from Arthroderma uncinatum, 1713 nucleotides. RefSeq lists its product as uncharacterized. The record is from RefSeq and is a predicted model, not a curated record. The transcript has 2 exons. Lineage: Eukaryota; Fungi; Ascomycota; Eurotiomycetes; Onygenales; Arthrodermataceae. The coding region runs from base 1 to 1713 and encodes 570 amino acids.
AUGGCUCCAUCAUUGUUGAAGUGCAACAUAUGUCCUCGCAAGCCCAAAUUCAGUGACGUCUCCCACCUGUUGACACAUUUGAGCUCCAAGGGUCACUUAUCCCACUACUUCAAGCUACAGGUCCGCAGCUAUCAAGAGCCCCAGGCCACCGAGCUUCUGGCUGCAUAUGACCAGUGGUAUGAGAAGAAUAAGCUUGCUACAUUGUUGUCAGAUCGUAUGCUGGCCAAAGAAGCCCGGAAUGCCAAAGGUUCUCGUACGGGCACUCGUUCUAGUCUUCCUGUUGCCUUCCCGAGCGAUAUCUCUUCUAGAGCCAUGGCUUCUGGCUAUGGGAACCCUACUGUCGAUGCUAAGAAACGGAGAGACUCGCUUCCCAGCUUCCUUGACCCUCGACUCUCUCAGAAUUACAAUGGUUAUGAUGCUGGUGACGGCAGCCAGAGACAGAGCGGGCCCUCGUACGCUCCCAUGUCUGUCGGUAUCAUGAUUAACCCAGUUACCAAUUCCGGUUUUGGCUGGAAUCAACAACACCAAUACCAGGCCCAGGAGCCCAUCACUACUACCUCCAUGCCAAAGAGGCUGAAAGAUGACGACGAGACAGAGUCAGAGGGGGAGAGAAGCCCUUCGAUGGGAAGGAGAACCAGAACCAUGGCUCAGGCUGGACCUUCGAUGGAUUUUCCCACCCACUCUGCUCGUAGAUCGCUGAUUCCCGAUCCCUUCGUCGACGAUGCUGCAUUUGAAUACUAUGAAGACGAGGACGAGCCUACUCGGCGGGGCGGUGAUGAAGCAAGUAGGCUGAAAGGCAUCUUCUGGCCAGGUAUGGACAUCUUUGAUUCUGCUACGGAGGAGAUGAGACGCAAGCGGAACCAGAAGAAGGACGGCUCCAUUCUCAAGCAGAUGGAGGAGACCUCAGAGAGCGUCGAGCCAACAGAGCUUGUUUUCUCUCCCAAUGGAACUCUUCGAAAACAACGUUACAUCUCUGGUAUGGUCGAUGAUAGCAGCCCGCUCAAGGGAGAAACUCCCAUCCCUAAGAAGCGGGUAUCUCGCCCUCGCAGGCGACCCUUGUCUCAACUGAACGCAAAUGCCCAAAUGCAAUCAGCACAGAGCAGGUACAAGAUGCGGAUGAGAGAGGAAAACCACGCCGUCAGGCUCGAACAGUUGUCUCGACAGGCAAUUAUGUAUGGAGAUUCGUCCGGAACUAUUAGCAGAGGUUUUGAUAACGGUGAUGGAAUGGGUUAUCCAUCAUCGGACUCCCACCGCCCCCGUGGACUUGCUGUUUAUCGUGAUGGCAACAACGGGCCUAAAUUCGGCCUUGAACGCUCUGUCAACAAGGGCAACGGACACAACAAACCGUUCUAUGGUUCUUUCAAACCUCCAAGUACUGCGGCCUAUCGUGGCAAGGAAAACAUCGAACCAAUGUUUACCCACAUGGGGGAUCGAAACACCCAGCAGCAGAAGUUCUACUACAACUUCCCAUCGCAAAAUGAUAACGAUGCCUAUGGGUACUCGAUGAACCCAUUGUCCUAUGCUGCUCCUCAACAGCCCUGUGUCCCCAACCAUAAUGCAGACGGGUCAAAGGAUAGGAUGACGAUAGACACGAAUGACUUGUUCGUUCAGCCAACCCCUGGAAUGUUUGGAGCCGGUCGUGGCGUGUCUCCUUUCGGCGCCAUGUCUAGUAUCGAAUCAGAAGGAAUGGCCGAAAUGAGCCUGAUGGAGUAA